Messenger RNA from Lodderomyces beijingensis, 1071 nucleotides. NCBI's taxonomy places the organism in Eukaryota, Fungi, Ascomycota, Pichiomycetes, Serinales, Debaryomycetaceae. The record is from the annotation of a GenBank genome assembly.
AUGUCAAAGCCAAAUGUGUUGGUCAUAGGCUCGGGAGGCGUGGGGGCCAUCAGUGCCUUGUCCCUUAGCCACAACGGCGGAUCCACCGUGACCUUGGUUGUUCGAUCAGACUACGACUUGAUUAACGAAAAGGGAUUCUCGAUAAACUCAUGUACAUACGGCAAACUCACUAAUUGGAAACCACACAACUUGGCUAGGUCCGUUAGCGAAGCACGCGAGAAAUACGGCCCUUUUGACUAUAUCUUGCUCACCACCAAAAAUGUCCCCGACGGUCCCACGACUUGUGAGGAAAUCGUGGCCCCAGCAGUCACCGAACAAAACGAAGUCAUUAUACUUUUGCAAAAUGGAAUCGAUAUUGAAAAGCCCAUGAUUGCCAAAUUUCCCGGCCAUUUGGUGCUCAGUGGAGUUUCCCACAUUGGCAGCACGUAUUACCACGGCCACGUCGAAAACAAGGGCAUCGAUGCUGUUUUCCUUGGAGAUUUCAACCCCAAGCCCGCCUGUCAACACCGCGCCUCGUCCGCGUCCGCGGCGGCCAAGAUCGAGGAGUUCAUCUCCAUUUACCAUAACCCCGGCUUCAACAGGAUUCAAGUAGAUGCAAAUGUGCAAAAGACGAGAUGGGAGAAGUUGAUGUACAACUCCGUCUUUAACGUGAUGACGGCGUUGGUGGAUUUGGACGUCAACAGCAUGCAAAUCAACGGCGCCAAUGACGAUCUCAUUCGGCCGGCGAUGGCGGAAAUCAUGGCUAUCGCGCGGAGCGUGGGCGUUGAGUGCGAUCAAGGCAUCGUUGAGAAAUUCGUCCAUAUUGGAGAUGGUCUCUUUUACUCGCCGCUGAUGUGCGUUGAUAUGCGGAAGAAACAGUUGAUGGAGUUGGAGGUGAUCUUGGGUAAUCCCAUCCGCAUUGCGCGCGAGCAUAGUGUGCCGACGCCCAUACUUGGCGUGCUAUAUCCGUUGUUGAAGAUGGUGCAGUUUAGAAUCAAGCAGGAGAAGAAGAUGUUUGUUAUUGACCAGAGGGAUUUCCAGGGAAGCUCCGACGAUUACCCGCGUAUCUUUGAGGAGAAAUAUAGACAUUGA